Acomys russatus (golden spiny mouse) is the source of this 1689-nucleotide messenger RNA. It is a transcript of the gene Gtpbp3, whose product is annotated as GTP binding protein 3, mitochondrial. The transcript has 9 exons. Gene Ontology annotation, cellular component: mitochondrion; cytoplasm. Gene Ontology annotation, molecular function: protein binding; GTP binding; GTPase activity. Gene Ontology annotation, biological process: tRNA methylation; tRNA wobble uridine modification. The record is from RefSeq and is a predicted model, not a curated record. Lineage: Eukaryota; Metazoa; Chordata; Mammalia; Rodentia; Muridae. Bases 151 to 1632 code for a protein of 493 amino acids.
AAUGUAGGGUGGGACUUCCUGUAGGCAACCCAAUGGUAGUUGGGAGUCCCUGAGCGCACUGCCCAUCACCCCCGCAAGGGGGCGGAACUUCCAUACAGAACUUGAAGCCGCGCAGGAAGGUCGGGCAAGGUGCUGGCUGAUUCGAAAUCCAUGUGGCGCGGGCUGAGCGCCCUGGCGACCCUGGCGGCGCGGACGCCUGGCAGGCUGUGCGCACGCCGGAGCAACGGUGCAGCGUCCUUGGCCCCCGGGAGCACCAUCUUCGCGCUCAGCUCCGGCCAGGGCCGCUGUGCCAUCGCCGUGAUCCGCACCAGCGGCCCGGCCAGCGGGCUCGCGCUCCGCAGCCUCACGGCGCCCCGGGAGCCGCCUCCCGCCCGCAGCGCCUGCCUGCGCCUUCUCCGGCACCCGCGAUCUCGGGAGCCGCUGGACCGCGCGCUCGUCCUCUGGUUCCCAGGCCCCCAGAGUUUCACCGGAGAGGAUUGCAUGGAGCUGCAUGUUCACGGAGGUCCUGCGGUGGUCAGCGGUGUCCUGCAGGCCUUGGGUAGUGUGCCGGGACUGCGGCCAGCUGAGGCCGGGGAGUUCACCAGGAGGGCUUUUGCACACGGAAAGCUGAGCCUGACUGAGGUGGAGGGGCUGGCGGACCUGAUCCACGCAGAAACUGAGGCCCAGCGGCGCCAGGCCCUGAGGCAGCUGGAUGGGGAACUGGGCCAACUGUGCCGGGGCUGGGCGAAGACCCUCACCAAGGCCCUGGCCCACGUGGAGGCCUAUAUAGACUUCGGGGAGGAUGACAGUUUGGAAGAGGGCGUGUUGGAGCAGGCCGACAGAGAUGUCCGAGCCCUUGAGGUGGCCUUGAGUUCCCACCUACAGGAUGCCAGGCGUGGGCAGAGGCUCCGCUCAGGGGCGCACGUUGUGGUCACUGGACCCCCCAAUGCGGGCAAGAGCAGUCUGGUGAAUCUUCUCAGCCGGAAACCUGUGUCCAUCGUGUCCCCAGAGCCAGGGACCACCCGUGAUGUGCUGGAGACUCCCGUGGACCUGGCUGGCUUCCCUGCCUUGCUGAGUGACACCGCUGGGCUGCGGGAAGGUGUGGGCGCCGUCGAGCAGGAGGGUGUGCGCAGGGCCCGCCAGAGGCUGGAGCAAGCUGACAUCAUCUUGGGGGUGCUGGAUGCCUCCGACCUGGGCUCCCCGUCCAGCUGCAGCUUCCUGGACACUGUGGUGGCCCCACUGGCAGCGCAAAGCAACAAGAGCGGAGGGCAGCGCCUCCUGCUGCUGCUCAACAAAUCUGACCUGCUGCCCACUAACGCCGGCCCGGCUAUGGACCCCGCCCUACCUCCACACCAGCUACUGUCCUGUCGCACCGGAGCCGGGCUAGACAGCCUCCUGCAGGCCCUGAGGACCGAACUGGCUGCGGUGUGUGGGGACCCAUCCACAGGACCUCCGCUCCUGACCCGGGCUAGGCACCAUCACCACCUCCAGCGCUGCCUAGAUGCCCUGGGCCACUUCCAGCUGGCCACAGACCUGGCUCUGGCGGCCGAGGCCCUGCGCCAGGCUCGCAGACACCUGAGCCACCUCAUAGGUGGAGGGGGCACCGAGGAGAUCCUAGACCUCAUCUUCCAGGACUUCUGUGUGGGCAAGUGACGGCCAGAGCCUGGGACUUAGCCUCAGACUUCCCACAAGGUCCUGAUGCAAGAUGGC